Bufo bufo (common toad) is the source of this 747-nucleotide messenger RNA. Its product is annotated as olfactory receptor-like protein I9. Gene Ontology annotation, cellular component: membrane. Gene Ontology annotation, biological process: G protein-coupled receptor signaling pathway. NCBI's taxonomy places the organism in Eukaryota, Metazoa, Chordata, Amphibia, Anura, Bufonidae. Gene Ontology annotation, molecular function: olfactory receptor activity; G protein-coupled receptor activity. Bases 1 to 747 code for a protein of 248 amino acids. The transcript has a single exon. The record is from RefSeq and is a predicted model, not a curated record.
AUGUACUUCUUCAUCUCACAACUGUCCAUCAAUGACAUGUUAUUGACAACAGUUAUUGUCCCUUUUAUGCUCCACAUUCUACUGAACAAUGGGGGGACCAUUGGUUUUACUGACUGUAUCAUUCAAUUUUAUUUUUUCUGUACUUCGGAAGCAUUUGAAUGUCUACUCCUUACAGUGAUGUCUUAUGACAGAUAUGUGGCCAUCUGUAAUCCCCUCCGUUACUCCUCUAUCAUGACAAAUGAAUAUUGCGUAAAACUACUUAUAUCCUGUUGGUUGGCUGUUUUUUUCAUAGCAGCUAUGGACACUGUAACAUUAUUAAUGCUAAAGUUUUGUAGAAAAAAUGUUAUUGACCAUUUUUUCUGUGAUCUUGUUCCAUUGCUAGAAAUUGCCUGUUCAGGUACUCAGUUUGUGGAAUUAGAAGUUUCUGCACUGGGACCUCCUGUACUUUGUAUCCCGCUCAUAAUAAUAAUAGUGUCAUAUAGUAAUAUUAUUGUCACAAUAUAUAGGAUUCCAUCCAAUAUCAGUAGACGAAAAGCCUUCUCCACCUGUAGCUCCCACCUCAUUGUGGUCUCCAUAUUUUAUUGCACUUUGUUCAGUGUCUAUGUUGUCCCAACAAGUGGACAAUCAUCGACCAUCAGUAAAGUCCUAUCUCUGAUAUACACUGUGGUGACUCCUUUCAUAAACCCCAUAAUAUACAGUAUGAGAAAUAAGGACAUUAUGAAAGCCAUUAAAGAAACCAUUAGUUGA